Messenger RNA from Brassica rapa (field mustard), 951 nucleotides. Its product is annotated as glycine-rich protein 5. The record is from RefSeq and is a predicted model, not a curated record. NCBI's taxonomy places the organism in Eukaryota, Viridiplantae, Streptophyta, Magnoliopsida, Brassicales, Brassicaceae.
UCUAUAUCAUAAUUGGUGUGUACACAAGUUUGACUUGUAGGAUUUUCACUACCAUAUUGAUAAGCUCUGGAUUGCCUAUAAAUACCUUUAACAUCUUCUAUCAUAUUCAUCAAUAGCACUACAAAGAGAUAGAAAAGAAAAAGGAAAAGAAAAACAUUACCAUAUACGAAACAAUAGAUAAAACUAUGGCUGUGAGUAAGUCAUCAUCACUGGUUCUGAUCACCUUAAUAUUGGCCACGUCGUGCCUAGUCUCCGAGAGCCGGAUUGCAAGAAAAGACUUGGGUUUGGACCUUGGCGGGAUAGGGGUAGGGAUCGGUACUGGCAUCGGCAUAGGUCUCGGUGGAGGUGGAUCCGGAUCAGGAGCUGGUGCCGGAUCAGGAUCCGGAGGAGGAGGAGGGUCAAGCUCUUCUUCCUCAGCUAGCUCCAGCAGUUCUUCGAGCUCUGGUGGUGGUGGAGGUGAUGCGGGAUCGGAAGCUGGAUCAUACGCUGGGUCACGUGCAGGGUCUGGUUCUGGCAGAAGUUCCGGGUCAGGUCGUGGAAGAGGAGGUGGUGGUGGAGGGGGUGGAGGAGGAGGUGGUCGCGGUGGAGGAGGUGGAUCCGGUAACGGAGGAGGGUACGGUGAAGGCGGUGGAUAUGGAGGAGGUUACGGUGGCGGCGGCGACUGAAUGAAGAAUAUCGCAUGCAUGCAAUAUCUAAUUGCUGCUAUGUAUUUUACGUAAUUAUUAUUAGUAUGAUCAAAAUAAAAUGUUAGAAAUUUAAUUUUCUAAAGUUGGUGAAUAAAGGAGUUGGAAAAAGCUCCCGACGUGUUUGGUUAUUUAUACUCUUCCAUAUUCGAAAUGGAUUCUUCGUGUUGUUGAUGCUUUUCUUUUGUACUAUAAGUUGUAAUUUGAGAAUUUUCCUGUUAUGAUAGUUGAUAAAAUAAAUGCAUUGUCGUGUUUUUAUUCCCCGGCA